GUGGACAUUCUAGAGUUGUUGACCCAGCAGGGGGAGGAUCACUGGCUGCCAUGGCAGCAGAAACGACCCUUGUUGCAUAUUGCCUGCGAACGUGGAGCCUGGAACUGUGUCAAGUAUUUGGUUCUGGAGAGAUCGGACGAGAUCAACCAGUGCUACGACGAGUACUACCCUAUCCACCAGGCUGCUCUGCACGACCUCAAGUUCCUCGACCUGCUGAUUCAGUGUGGCGCCGAAACCACCGUGCGCACGUACACACAGCAGAUGACCGUCCUCCACGUCAUCUUUCUCCUGGGGAAGAAGAGCGCCGAGGACACGCUAGAGACGGUCAAGUUGCUGCUCCAGCACGGCCUCAAGGAGCACAUCAACACGGCCGACUCCCUCGGCAACACUCCUCUCCACGCCCUCAUAGUUAGAUAUGCAUUGGAGGAAGCACGCUAUGGUUAUGACCUUGAUCCUCCACCUUGGAACAAGUGGGACAUGCUUCACAUAGUUCGCUAUUUGCUGCAAAAUGGAGCAUCGCCGAGUAUAAACCAGCAGGGUAACUCUGCCCUGGCAUGCGUCUUGCGCCAUGUGCGUGACUGGGAGUUCCGCUACGAGCUGCUGGACAUGCUGCUGAACUACGGUGGCAACCCCAACCUGGUGGGUCGGGACGGGUCGGUGUCGUUGAUGGUGUGUCUGGUGCCACUCAUCAACAAGGACCCCCUACACCACUUCACCCACACCAUGAAGGUGUUUUACUUAAACUGUGUGAGGAUACUGUGCAAGCAUGGUGCUAACCCCAACUGUUCAUCACGAUCCAACCUGACGCCUCUCCAUGUGCUCAUGUUCACCGCCAGUGAGAACAUCUCCCUCUCCCGGGAGGAGGAGAAAGCGGGAGCAUUCACAUUCAUCCGGCAGCUGCUGGUCAUUCUCCUUCAGCAUGGCCUUGACCCUAAUGUCAGAUUCAGUCAGCGGACACAACACAUUCUACUCUCACUGAUGGAUAUGGUGCAGAACGCUCGGACCUCCACCGACCUCGACCAUGUAUAUGACCUGACCACAACCCUCCUCCAGUAUGGUGCCAACCCCAACAUCAACAUCUCCACCACCGAACCCAUGAUCUGCCACUCACAGUCCUCCGUCUUCCUUAAGAAGUCGUCCAAUCAGGUUCUGUACUACUAUGUUCAGCUGCUGAUUAGGAAGGAAGAACUUCUUAUAGACCCUGACCAGAGGUUUGCACGCCUGCUGCACCUCUACUACCUGGCCAUGGAUCACCGGGAGCUACACCAGUGUCUUAAGAUACUCUACACCCAAACCUCUCUUGUGCCUAUGAAGCGACCUCUCACCCAGGUCCUGAGGGAACUCUACACCAAACCACGAACCCUGAAACAGGUUUGCCGAGUCAUAAUAUACGACGCCCUGGGUCGAAGAACUGCGCAGAACGUCAACAAGUUACCACUUCCGGGAAUGUUAAAAGACUAUAUUUUAAAUUUCGAUCCUUAGAGCCCUUUUCUUGUGCUCGACAGUAAGGCAAAUGUUUUCCCUACUAUUCUAACAGUGAAAACCAGAAAAGAGUUGUCCCUUCUUGUGUGGAAGGUUGAAAAGCUAAAAUCGCAGGCUGCUCGUCCCGGCCAGCAGUGUGUGUCGUUAUGGUUCAUUAGUGUCUUUAAACUUCAUAGUUGGUUACGAUAGCUAAAGCGUGUUACAAAGACUUGUUAGGCCGAGCAACACUGAAGCUGAAAUACGCCGUACAUACGUGCAUUAGAAUAAUAAAGCAGGUUGGUGCAUUCUAAGCAUAUGUGCGAUGUGAAAUGGCAUUCUGAAAAUAUUGAACUUGCUUGUCAGCUAUGUAAGGGCAACUAUAGUUGUAAGUGGAGGAACAUUUUUUAAUGGCGAAGAUGAGCAAAUUGUCCAGAUAAAUAAUGCAGAGCUUGAUAAAUAUUGAGCUUUCCUUCCUAGCUAGGCUGUGUACAUAUGGUGUAUAUAUGGAUAUAUAGUAUAUAUAUAAAUAUAUAUAUAUAUAUAUUUUAAAUUCCUUGGCGAUGGUGCUUGUGUUUUUUGUGGCAUUGCCUUGCUGGUAGCCAAGCACAUCUGCAGUAGAGAUGGUGGCUGUCUAGCGGGGCAAAGGAGCCAGUGUAAAUUGAGGGAGCAAAGCUGCAACUCAAAUGGGAUCAGAAAUGAGAGUAGAAUUGUUUAGCUUCCAAAUAGUGCUUGUGUGGGAUGUGGAGACUUGACCCUCCAUGAGGGAUCUAACCCUCUGAUCUCCGAGACGAGACGAGGGUAUACGAACUUGGCCGUAGCGAGGCUCCCCAGUAGUGCUUCUCGUUCCUCUCCACACUGAGAGAAGACUUGGGUGGGAAAGUUAGCCAACAGCUGGCUUUUUAAGGGGCUAAAAGAAGGUAUUUGAUAUGCUUGUGCAGCCAACCAGACCUCCCUAGUGCGACACAAAAUACUCGCUUGUGAAUUCUGAUGAUUCCGUGUUUGUGUUUUUCCUUUCCCCCUUGAAAUUUAAUUGGCAAUUAGACAAAUGUUAAUGAAAUUCAACCCAAGAGAUAAACAUUACAUAGAAAAUCGUGCAUAAUAACAUCCCAGACUCCUGAGGUAUGGGUACUUCAAGACUUAAUCUGCAUUUAGAGAAUUGUAUAUUUCAGAGCAAGUAUAUAUAAUAAAUUUUUGUAAAUAGUACAAAAUUAUGUUUCACCGAUCUGGUAUAUGUGUAAAUUAUAUUCAAAUUGUUAUUAAACAUCUAAGUUUU
Cherax quadricarinatus is the source of this 2734-nucleotide messenger RNA. NCBI's taxonomy places the organism in Eukaryota, Metazoa, Arthropoda, Malacostraca, Decapoda, Parastacidae. The record is from RefSeq and is a predicted model, not a curated record.